AUGGGUCAGUGUGGGUCAGUGGAGGGUUACUACCACCUCAUACCCAGGGAGGGUUACCACCACCUCCUACCCAAGGAGGGUUACCACCUCAUACCCAGGGAGGGUUACCACCCCCUCCUACCCAAGGAGGGUUACCACCACCUCAUACCCAGGGAGGGUUACCACCACCUCCUACCCAAGGAGGGUUACCACCACCUCAUACCCAGGGAGGGUUACCACCACCUCCUACCCAAGGAGGGUUACCACCACCUCCUACCCAAGGAGGGUUACCACCACCUACCCAAGGAGGGUUACCACCACCUACCCAAGGAGGGUUACCACCACCUACCCAAGGAGGGUUACCACCACCUCAUACCCAAGGAGGGUUACCACCACCUCCUACCCAAGGAGGGUUACCACCUCCUACCCAAGGAGGGCUACCACCUCAUACCCAGGGAGGGUUACUACCACCUCCUACCCAGGGAGGGCUACCACCUCAUACCCAGGGAGGGUUACUACCACCUCCUACCCAGGGAGGGUUACCACCACCUCAUACCCAGGGAGGGCUACCACCACCUCCUACCCAAGGAGGGCUACCACCUCAUACCCAGGGAGGGUUACCACCACCUCCUACCCAAGGAGGGCUACCAUCACCUACCCAAGAUGGGAAUCAUCUAG
Messenger RNA from Oncorhynchus kisutch (coho salmon), 657 nucleotides. RefSeq names its product carboxypeptidase Y-like. Lineage: Eukaryota; Metazoa; Chordata; Actinopteri; Salmoniformes; Salmonidae. The coding region runs from base 1 to 657 and encodes 218 amino acids. The record is from RefSeq and is a predicted model, not a curated record. The transcript is spliced from 2 exons.